CGUCCGGAAAACCUGACCGGCAGGAGCCGAGUAGCCGGACAUAUAAGCGGAGAUCCGGGAGGCCGCGCUGUGUGAUGAGGAGGGGGAGUGACCCGCGGGAAGCGGGAGUGUGGGGCGGAAUGGUUGAAGAUGAGAGGACCUGCCACUCAUAGAGACAUGGCCACCUCCUCAGAAGAAGUUUUACUGAUCGUGAAGAAGGUGCGGCAGAAGAAGCAGGAUGGGGCCCUUUAUCUCAUGGCCGAGAGGAUCGCCUGGGCCCCCGAGGGCAAGGACCGCUUCAUCAUUAGCCACACGUACGCCGAUAUCAAAUGUCAGAAAAUCAGCCCCGAUGGGAAAGCGAAGGUGCAGCUCCAGCUUGUGCUCCACUCUGGGGAGAAUAGCAACUUCCACUUCUCUAACGAUGUCACUGCCAUCAAAGAGCGAGAUGCCGUCAAAGAGCUUCUGCAGCAGCUGCUCCCCAAAUUCAAGAGGAAAGCCAAUAAGGAACUGGAGGAGAAGAACAGAAUGCUGAAGGAAGAUCCAGUCUUAUUCCAGCUGUAUAAAGAUCUAGUUGUGAGUCAGGUGAUCAGCGCCGAGGAGUUUUGGGCCAAUCGGUUAAGCCUGAGCUCAGUGGAGAGCGGUGUGUCGGCGAGUAAACAAGAUGUCGGAAUAUCGGCGGCGUUUCUGGCAGAUGUUCGGCCACAAACCGACGGCUGUAACGGCCUCAGAUACAACCUGACGUCUGACAUCAUUGAGUCCAUAUUCCGCACGUAUCCCGCAGUGAAGCUGAAAUACGCAGAGAACGUGCCGCACAACAUGACUGAGAAGGAUUUCUGGAAGCAGUUUUUCCAGUCUCAUUAUUUCCACCGGGACCGGCUGAACUCCGGAGCCAAAGAUCUGUUUGCUGAGUGCGCCAAGAUGGAUGAGAAAGGGCUAAAGUCCAUGGUGUCUCAGGGGGUGAAGAACCCGAUGUUGGAUCUGAUGGCGCUGGAGGACAAGUGCUUGGAUGAGGGCUACGGAAUCUCAUCAGCACCUUCCACGUCCAGCAGCAAAUCCAUCAAAGAGAACAGCAACGCCGCCAUCAUCAAGCGAUUUAACCAUCACAGCGCCAUGGUGCUCGCCGCCGGCCUCAGGAAGGAGGAGGCGCAGAGUGACCAGUGCAGUGAGACCAGCAGCACAGACGGCAAUUCCAGAGACUCCGAUUUCUUUCUGCCUCCUGUCAAAAAGGUGAAGUUACAGGAGGCCAUAGAAUAUGAGGAUUUGGACCAGACUAAUGGAAUGAAACCCAUUGUGCUGAAUCUGAAGAAAUCUGACAGGUAUUAUCAUGGUCCGACGCCGAUACAGUCCCAGCAAUAUGCCUCCAGCCAGGAUAUUCUCAGCUCUUUCCAUAGUAUUAAACUACAAAUGGAAAACUAUACCCCAAGGCUUACUCAGGUUCUGUCGAGUGGUGCUGCCAGUAGUACGACUGCUGCUCUGACCCCGGGGGGGUCGCUGAUGCAGGGUGUCACUCAGCAAGCCAUAAACCAGUUGGUGCCAAACGACAUUCAGGUAGAGCUGAAGCACCUGUACGUGGCAGUUGGGGAGCUGCUGCGCCAUUUCUGGUCCUGUUUCCCGGUCAACACCCUCUUCCUAGAGGAAAAGGUGAUUAAAAUGAAGAGCAACUUGGAGCGGUUCCAGGUGACGAAGCUGCGGCCUUUCCAGGAGAAGCUCCGGAAGCAGUACCUGGGGACCAAUGUAAGGGCAGCUGGGGGGUUCUGGGGCAGGAGCUGGGGUUAAUUGCCCUGCUUGUAGCUCUAUGAUCCACUGAAUUAAGCUUUAUCUUGGUGCCUAUAGGGAAGGUGAGAACUUGUGUUGGUAUAUUAGAGGGGAGGGUCCAUAAUGUACCCUAAUGUAAUGUAUAAUGUUUUAUUGGAUAUAAACGAAAUUCUGCUGCAGCUGGGGGCGCAUUUGGUUUAGGGGAGGGGCAUAUAGUCCUUGGAGCCCUCCAGCUGUUGCAGAACUUCCAGCUUCCCACCAACAUCCAUAGGAUUGUAGUUUAGGCACCACCUUAACUAGGGAAGGUCUUCAGAAUCCAUGAAAAAUAAAGAGCAAGUGCAGAGUGGCUUAGCUCAUUCCCCCCAGCACUGUGUUCAUCCAAAGGGAAAGGGGCCAAACAGUGAACUAACUGGGUCCUGUCUUGUCCUUGAAGCUGACAAGUCACAUGGAGGAGAUGCUCCAGACGGCCUACAGCAAGUUCCACACGUGGCAGUCCCGCCGGCUGAUCAAAAAGACGUGAGCUCUUCCCUCGCAGGCGGCCUGAGUAGGGCCAAUACGUUCCCAGUGUGUGGCCAGCAACUGGUUUCAUGUGGCAAGCGUCUGGAAUCCUGGCACAAGCCCUUGCACUGCAGCCUUACAAUGACUGGCACCACAACCAAAGCCAAGGAGUGAGAAUUAAGGGCAAAGUCCAUUCACUCAGGAGCCCAUUUCCGUUCCAGCUGCUUACGGAUGUCUCUCCACGACCCCCACUUCUUUAUUCUUCUUUUUUCUGUUAAAUCAUGACUUGUGCCACUGGGGGAUACGGCUGUACAUUUCUUUUAGGGGCCCCGGCUGUCCUUUUUUUAGACUGAGGGCUAUGGCUGUACAUUUCCUUUGGGGGUCACAGACCGGUUGUAUCGGUUACAGGUUCUGUAUGUUCCGUUUCUUUUUCAGUAGAGCUUCAGUGGUCUCUCAGCUGUUCACUUUAACCCUUUCUGUUAUGCCCCAAAGCAUUGUGCUGCUGGGACACUGACGUUACAACAAGACAGAGUCCGGUUCCAUCUGUGGAGAUUUUGUGGGGCAGACUAAAUGCUGAUGGGUCUCUCUGAACGGACCUCUCUGCUGAUUGCUAAACCCGCUGCUCUAUCCGGUGAUGUGACGGAGCCCUUGCCCACGGUGGGUCUGUGCCAUGUCUCCUAUGUUGGAAUAACAUGAUCCUAUUGACUCAUCUGAACCCCCAUUAUCUAUGCAGAUAUGGAAGAGUAAGGAGAAUGGGGUGGGUGGAGAUGUUUCUGUGCCAUCUGUCCUUAGUGUCAUUACAGGAGCGAUGAGCCAACCUGGAACUGACCAUUUUGUUUUUUUAAAUAAACUGUAAUUGCUUUAAUUGGG
This is a messenger RNA of Xenopus laevis (African clawed frog), 3102 nucleotides long. RefSeq names its product general transcription factor IIH subunit 1 L homeolog (gene gtf2h1.L). Gene Ontology annotation, biological process: nucleotide-excision repair; DNA-templated transcription. Gene Ontology annotation, cellular component: nucleus; transcription factor TFIIH core complex. The record is from RefSeq and is marked provisional. Lineage: Eukaryota; Metazoa; Chordata; Amphibia; Anura; Pipidae.